This is a messenger RNA of Rotaria sp. Silwood1, 4286 nucleotides long. The record is from the annotation of a GenBank genome assembly. NCBI's taxonomy places the organism in Eukaryota, Metazoa, Rotifera, Eurotatoria, Philodinida, Philodinidae.
AUGAUUGUUAGUGACCAAUUGGGAAAAGAAAUAAUAUCUACUGUUCACAAUCUUCAACAAGUUAUGUCAAUAUAUGUGUAUUGUGUGAAUAAAGAAAUUAAUGAACAAUGGGCUAGCAGAUUUGUCAAAGUAAAAGCUGUUGUUGUUCAGCUUGAUGAACUUAUUUCUCGCAUUAAGCGUGAUCAUAGCAUUCAGGAAACGAUGGAAGAACCACUGUCAGCCAAUAGUGUUACUGCAGAUGCUGACUCAGAAAAUGGUCGACAAUUAUUGUCUAAAUAUGAAGAUGAGUUCGCACCAAAAGUCUAUAAAGCAGCAAUAAAUGAAAACGAUGGCCCAUUCAUGAAAUCUCUAAAAAAAUACUUUGAACAACAAUGGAAAAUAAAAUAUGGUUCUUCAAAUCAAUGGUUUAUUUCAUUCUUACAAGAAUAUAAAGAUACCGUCAAUUAUGAUUCUGUUCUGAAGCGUACAGCUGAAUAUGGGCAUAAAUACUUCAAAGAUUGCCCAAUCUUAUCAAUUAUUUUGCAACUUCUAUUUGAAGGCAUUGAUGACAAAUUGUUGGAUGAAACAAAUGCAUUCAAUGAUUUAUGGUGCGCAAUAACCAAUAAUGGUUUAAAAUCUAUAGAAAAUUUUUCUGAUGAUAAAAAGCAAUCGGUCUUAUUGAAAGCGUUACAUGAAUAUUAUCGUCCAAAAUUAUUUGAAUUAUUGGAAAAAAGUAAAAUCCCAGAUGAAGACAACUUGUAUGAAUUAGCAUUAAAAAAUGUUGCUAAAUAUGGUUGGUUACAAGGUUUACAAGAAGUUAAGGAGAGAAUAAUAGUGAAACAUUAUAACACAUUACGAGCGAAUAUUCCUGUAUCUAGCGAUACAUCUGGAAAGCAAGUUCAACCCAAAGUGGAAGCUUCAAUAUCAGAAAACAAUCAAUCAUGUAUGUUUGGUCAAGAUACUCAAAUUUUAUGGAAGUUCAGUGGCAUCGGGAAACCACGAGUGGCAUGGUUCUUCAAUGAUCAACCACUUCCAACCAAUGAUCGUCUACAAGUAACGGAGACUGAUGAUGGAACAUCGAUACUAAUAAUUCGUCAAGCUAAACUUGCUGAUGAAGGUGUCUAUACAGCUAAAGCAAUCAAUGCUUUUGGUGAAGCUGAAGCUCAAACAACAUUAAAGAUUGAUUUCAUCAAACCUGUCAUCAACACUAAUCUCGAUACUGUACUGAAAGUCACAAAAGGCGAAAUCUUGACGCUAACAGUCGUCGCCAGUGGAACUCCGAAACCUCACGUUGUGUGGAUGAGAGACGACACUGAACUUAUACCCAAUGAUCGCAUUCAAGUGACGACACCGACUGGUAGCGAUGAUCAAUACACACUGACCAUCUUAAAUGUACAACCGGAAGAUCAAGGUGAAUAUUCAGUCAUGAUUUGCAACGUUGGUGGAUCACUUCAAUCCGAUAAGUGUAAAGCUAUUGUUUCGAAAUCACCUAUGUUUAUUGUCAAGCCGACGACACAAAGAGUAAAACAAGGUGAGACAGCAGUAUUCAUGACGACGAUUGAUGGAUAUCCAACACCGACUAUCACAUGGCUUCUCAAUGGAAAACUGUUGACAUUGAAAGAAGACGUUGAAGUGCAAUUCGAUGCUGCGACUAGCCAAUCGAAGUUGUCUAUCCAAAACGUCAAUCUUGAACAACAUGCUGGUUCAAUUACUUGUCGAGUGAAGAGUGAAUAUGGCGAGCAAGAAGAAACUGUUCGACUUGAUAUUCUAGUUGCACCAACAAUCAUCGAAGACUUGCCCAUACAACAAGAAAUUGUAAGUGGACGAGAUAUCGCAUUGAAAGUCGUUGGAAAAGGAUCUCCACGACCAUCCGCUCAAUGGUUUUUCGGAGGCCAACUCAUUGACUGGGAGAAUGCGUCGGAAGACGAAACGAAGAAUGAAUAUCAACUAGCGAUCAAACAGGCAACAGCGGGAAAGAACGAAGGUACUUAUCGAAUUGUCUUGAAGAACGAGGUGGGUGAGGUACAAUCGACUCCAUGUGUAGUUACAGUAUUGGAACCAGUGAAGUUGACCCAACUGACACCAGCAUCGAAUCUAGUUGGCUUGAAAAUUGGCGAAAAAUUCGAGAUCGUUUUGGAUGUGAAUGGAAAGGAAAUACCGGAAGUUCAGCUGACAAAAGAUGAAAAAGCAGUGCAGUUCAUAAGCGAGGGGACAACACGAUAUACAUUCUCAGUGGCUAAUGUAAAGCAUGAAGAUCAAGGUAUGUACAAGGUGACAGCAAAGAACAAGAUUUCAACUGAAGAGAUGACUGUCACUCUCAAUGUUACUGGUGAGUUUGCGUACAUUUCAAAAACAAAUUUUGCACCGCAUUCAUUCUAUACACUCUCAUGAAACGGAAACUUAAUUGUUCUUUCCUGUCAUUGUAUAGCCAGAUAUUAGAUAAGUUUUGUCAUAUGCAUGAAAACUUCUACUUGUAGUGUAAAACAGAGCGAAAAUCUGUAACUGCUAUAUUUUUCAUUCAUAUUCAGGCGUAGCACAUUCUUCUUAAAGUUCACUACUCGUGAGUUGCAUUCAAUUAACAUAACAAAGACAACAAUGUUUCCAAGGUUCGUCCAAAUAUGAUACAGUUCAAUAAUGCGUCUUUCAAUUGUUUUGCAAAGUUUAAAUUUUCUCUAGCAAUUGAAGGUUUUCUAAUGUUCUUUACGAACAUUAGACAUAUUCGGAUCCAAUUGAAUCUCUCAAUGAUAAACUAAUAAAUUUUAAAUAUGAACUGCCCAUGAUAUUUGUUUUUCUUUUUUUUGGUGGUGGUUGGAUGAGGUGUGAGCGCAUAGGUGGAUGUUGGAUCGGAUGUGUCUUCUCUCUAUUCGCAUCUACACCCGCCCUCGGAAAGAAUGGAAAAAGAGUUUCGUCUACAGAUACAUGUCAGAGUCUAUGUCUAUCAUGAUCUGUAUAAAUUUAUCGAGCCUUUCAUGAAAAAAGUUCUGACUGAGUGUCGUAUCUUAUUAGAAUCAUUGAAUUUUGAGCAUCAAAUAUGCACUAAUGUCGUGUUCUUCGACUGACUUUGAUUAUUGAGAGGCUUGUGUUUGAGGUGUCAACGAUAAAACGCACACAUUUUUCAAAAGUGUAGUAGUAUUUCGCAGCCUUUUUUGACCAUAAUUGAAUGUUAAACCAAAAUCAAUAGUAUAUUCGGAAUCAACACAAAACUCUAUGUUAUAUUUUAAACAUAUUAGCUAAAUUCUUUUUCAUGAAAAAUAUACUUGAAGAUGUGCAGUUUUCGUUAGUUGUUGAAUAAUGAUGUCAUCAAAUCAGUGACUACACCGGCACACUGACAUUGCCAUCAAUGAUCACUGAAGAACUUGAAUACACUACUACAACUGAAGCAUAUUUUGGUAUACGUAGCUGGUGACCCUAGAUUGCAGCAAGUGUGGAUAUCAGUGCAAACAAUGCUCCAGUGAAGCUUGUAUUAGUGAUUGACCGUCAGUAUUUCAGUAUUUACACUAAAACUGCACAUCGCUAAAUAAUGUUUGAUUUUAUUACAAGGAAAACUUAACAAAAGCAGUUCUGAGAGAUUCUCAUGUACAUUUUUGUAAAAGCAUCUGUAUCUUAGGAUAUAAACACAUGCUUCGGAAGUUUGUCUAGUUUUACUACUACCAUCAGGAAAUUACACUUUUCUACAGAAUAAAAACAAAAUUGAAGAACAAUUCAAGAAGUGAUUUUAUGGAUCGUGAUAGGAUGAUUCUAAGAGGAUGAGACAUUAGGCCUUAUUUUUUCUUCCAAAAAUCAAGUUCGAUUUACAUAAAAAUCUACUUAAACCAAUCCAAACGUAGCGGUGGUGAUAGCGAGAGAGUAAGUGAGAGGGAGAGUGAAGAGGAAAACUAAUACCUUUACGUUAAGCUCUCAUACACUAUGCCAUCCACAUCCACAUCCUCAUUCUUUUCGUUUACAUCCACACUCUCACGGUGAACGAAGCCUCCGUUUCUUAUGUUACAACUGGUGGCAUCCGUUUCUACUUAGAGUAAGCCACCAAACAGUAAAAGCAAUUAAGUUUUAUAGAUAAUGCCGUUAAAAACCUAUUAAGAAAUAAAAGAUUGUUUUGAAUUCCAGGUGCUUCGACAAGGAGUGCUGCCGGCAUAACCAAAGCAAAAAUAGACACGGACUUCAGUAAAGUUCAAGUACGUAAUUCAAAGAAUUUCUUAGUGACCUGGUUUUUGUUCAUCCAUAUCUCCUUUUCUUUAUAGAACAACACAGCUGCAGCAGCCGCCGUCAACAAUGUAAACAGUGGUUUUUUGUCAACUAUCAGAAAGGUC